AUGGAAAGGGAGGGAAAGAACACGGCCGAGGCUGCGUCCUUGGAGGUCAAAGAGAAGGACUCACUGACCCUGAGCUCCCGACUCGGUCGCAACCCCAUAUUUGCCUUUUUCCGACUUCUCUUCUCCACGGAACCGACAUGGCUCGAUAUUUUCCUCAUCGUAUUUGGGACGGUCACUGCAGCGGCUGCGGGCGUGCCCUUCCCCCUCCUGGGUAUCGUCUUCGGACAGCUCGUCGACAAGAUGAAUAGCGCCACGUGCGCGGCCCAGGGGGACUUGCCCACCGACCCUUACGACUACCAGGACGCCAUCAACAAGAAAGUCUCGCAGACGGCAUACAUCGGCGCUAUUGCCAUGGUCCUCAUCUACUGCUACAUCGUCACCUGGACAAUCAUUAGCCAGCGCCUGGCUCACCGUAUGCGUAGCCAGUACGUCGGCGCUCUGCUCCGGCAGCCCCCUUCCUUCUUUGACCUUCGAUCCGCAGCCGGCGAGGUAUCCAGCCGUCUCCAUGGAGACAUCAUGGCUGUCCAGGACGGUGCCGGUCAAAAGGUUGGCGUCGUCAUCACUUCCUUCAGCUUCUUCAUCACUGUCUUCGUCAUCGCAUUCACCAAGCAGCCCAGGUUGGCCGGCAUGCUGGUUUCUAUGGUGCCAGUCUAUCUGACGUCUAUCUUUGUUGGCUCCCAUUUCGUCAAGAAGUUUCUCGGCCAGACCCAAGCUGUGGGAGAUGCGUCGUCCAUCGCAUCCGAGGCCUUGACUCGUAUUCCCGUUGUUAGGGCGUUCAGCGCAGCCAGGCGCUUGGAGAUCAAAUUUUCCGAGUACAUGGCUACUGCUCGCACGGCCGGGAUAAAGAAGGCCGGAGUGUCAGCGCUUCAAGCUGGUAUGCUAUACUUUGUUUCAUACUCGAGUAUCGCUCUGGCAUUUUGGCAGGGCAGCAGGAUGAUUGCUCAUUCCAUGGGUCGUGACGGAGCUGAUGCUACCAUCGGUGAGAUCUACUCUGUUGUGUAUCUUCUCAUCGACGCCUGCGUUUUGCUCGGUAAUCUUGCCCCUAUGCUUCCGGCAAUCAGCGCCGCUUCGGCCGCCUACCUCCGCCUCAUCGAUGACAUCAAUGCACCGUCGGCUGUCGACGGCCUGUCUGACACGGGCAACAAGCUUGCCCCCAGCCAGAACAAGGCGAUCACUUUCCGAAAUGUCACCUUUGAGUACCCCUCGCGGCCCGGCCAAUCUGUCCUUCGCAAUGUGAGCAUGGACUUCCCCGCCGGUAGCUACACUGCCGUUGUUGGACUCUCCGGUAGCGGAAAGUCCACCAUUGCUGCCUUGGUCGACAGGUUGUACGACCCCAAGAGUGGUGUCAUUGAAUUGGAUGGGAACGAUAUCACAACACUCAACGUCAAGAACCUGCGAAGCUUCAUCGGCUUCGUUCAGCAGGAUCCCUCCCUUCUGGACCGCUCUAUCUGGGAGAACAUUGCGUUGGGACUCGCCAACUCCCCCAAGCCGGAGCAUGACCACCUGAAGGCCCUACUCUACGGAGACCGACUGAGCAAGUUUGCCUCCAAGGGAAAGGGGGCCAUGGAGUAUGCUGCAAGUCAGGGGCCUGAGUUCAAGGAACUAGUUGACCUUGUAACCCGAGCCGCCGAGCAGGCUGACGCUGUUGACUUUGUCCAGAAGCUCCAUGAAGGAUUUGGAACCAUUGUUGGACCCAGGGGAUCCCUUCUCAGUGGCGGUCAGAGGCAGAGGAUUGCUCUUGCCCGUGCCCUCAUUCGCGACCCUGAAAUACUGGUCCUUGACGAGGCGACUUCAGCGCUCGAUUCAGCCAGUGAGAAGCGCAUCCAGCUGGCAGUUGAACAGGCCGCUAAGGGUAACCGUACUGUCAUCUCAAUUGCCCAUCGCCUUUCUACUAUUCGCAACGCAGACAACAUCAUCGUCAUGGAGGCCGGCCAGGUCAUCGAGCAAGGCAGCUAUGAGACCUUGGUUGGAAAGGAGGACGGUGCAUUUGCCAACAUGGUUAAGUUGCAGUCCGCAGGAGGAGACUUGAGUGACAGCUCUAGCUCUCUACGUCGCGAAUCCGUCGCGACUGCUGUCCAGGCCACUGACAACGACGAUGAUGUCGCGGACGACAAAGUCCCGAAGGAAGACAAGGUUGAAAUCGAUGGUGACAAGUCCGAUGAAGAUCCCAAGGAAAAGAAAGCGCCCGCGAAGGAUGGGGAACUGGAGACUGCUAAGAAAUUUGGUCCGGCUAUGAAGGGGUUAUGGCCGCUGGUCCGCCCCAACUCUGGCUUCCUCAUUCUCGCAUUGAUCGCGGCUUUCAUCGUCGGCUGCACCUUCUCUGGCUCUGGUCUCAUCUUCGGCAACACUGUCGGCGCCCUCAACCCGUGCAAAAACAGUGCCGAACGCAUUCUUAGCCUUGGCCGACUCUUUUCCGGGCUCAUGUUCAUGCUCGCUGUCAUUGAGUUCUUUGCCAACUUCUUCAGCUGGUUCAGCUUCGGCGUCAUCUCGGAGCGUCUUCUCUACUCCCUCCGCGUUCUCUCUUUUCGCGCUCUUCUAGAGCAGGACUUGCAGUGGCAUCAGUCUGGCAACCGCACAGCCGGCGGCCUGCUCGAGAUCAUAACCAGAGACUGCGCUUCCGUCGGAGGCUUCAGCGGCUCCACAUUUGGUACCGUCUUUGCUGUGUGCGUCAACAUCAUCGUGUCCGUCAUCCUGUCCCACAUUGUCGGAUGGAAGAUUGCUGUUGUCUGCCUCGUCAUUGUUCCCAUCAUGCUUGGUGCCGGUUUCAUGAACCUGCACAUGCUGGCACGCUAUGCUGAGAGACACGUGAGUGCCUUUUCUAGUGCGACUUCGGUCGCCACCGAGGCUAUUCAUUCUAUCCGUACCGUUGCGGCCUUAUCUUUGGAGAGUCACUUUAUGGAGUCGUAUUUCCAUCUCCUGGAGAAGCCACGCAAGGAUAUUGUCAUUGCUGCUGCCUCGGCCAACAUCUGGCUUGCCUUGAACCACACAAUUAGCCCCUUCCUCAACGCGCUGGCCUAUUGGUGGGGUUCCAAGCUCAUGUUGAGGGGAGAGUACACGCAGACGGAGUUCCUCAUCAUCUUUAUGGCCAUGCUCACUGCUGCCAAAAUCUGGGCGUCCAUGUUCACUCUGGCCCCUGAGUUUUCCCGCGCAUACUCCUCCCUUUGCCGUCUACUCACAGUCAUCGAACUCAGUUCAAACAGCCUUGUCGAUCAGAGGGCCCACGGUACUGGGGCCUCCAGCGCCGGCUCAUUGGGCGACAUCGAAAAGACUGCUGAGCCGAGACCCAAGGCCAUUCUCUCCGACCAGGGAGGUGUGCGAAUCUCUUUCAAGGACGUGUCCUUCUCCUACCCGAACCGGCCGGAUUCUCGCGUUCUGGACAAUGUGUCAUUCGAGAUUGCCAAGAACCAGUUUGUCGGUCUUGUCGGUCCGUCGGGGGCUGGAAAGUCGACCAUUAUGAACCUUGUCCAGCAGCUCUACAGUCCCACCGAGGGCACAGCUACCAUCGACGGCCAAGACGUCACCACCGGACUCGACUCGUUGCGCGACAGUAUCGCCCUUGUACCCCAGGACCCUUCACUGUUCCAAGGUAGCGUGCGCUUCAACGUUGGUCUAGGUGCUCCUUCCGACCGCGAGGCCACCCAAGAGGAGAUCGAAGAGGCCUGCCGUCUGGCCAACAUACACGACGUCAUCGUAUCCCUCCCCGAUGGGUAUGACACCGAGUGCGGCCCGUCAGCUUCUCACUUGUCUGGUGGCCAGAAGCAACGUCUUGCCAUCGCCCGAGCUCUUGUCCGCCGUCCGCGUCUCCUGCUUCUCGAUGAAAGCUCCAGCGCUCUCGACGCCGCCAGCGAGGCCGCCCUGCAGGAGGGCCUGGAGAAGGUGGCACGGGCCACGACCGUCCUCGCCAUCACGCACAGGCUGCAUACUGUCGCCAAGGCUGACACCAUCUUUGUCCUAGAGGCCGGAAAAAUUGUCGAUAGCGGCCGUCAUACAGAGCUGAUGCAGCGUAGCCAGAGCUACCGCAUCAAUGCUAUGCAACAGAUGUUGCAGGGCCAGGAACUCAGCCAGGAUAUUGAUCGCAUCGAAGAGGAGCCUUCGACGUAG
Molecule: messenger RNA, 4101 nt
Organism: Geosmithia morbida
Lineage: Eukaryota; Fungi; Ascomycota; Sordariomycetes; Hypocreales; Bionectriaceae
Product: ABC-type multidrug transport system, ATPase and permease component
Exons: 2
Coding region: 1-4101 (1366 amino acids)
Biological process (GO): transmembrane transport
Cellular component (GO): membrane
Molecular function (GO): ABC-type transporter activity; ATP binding; ATP hydrolysis activity
Source: RefSeq, a predicted model, not a curated record